Molecule: messenger RNA, 510 nt
Organism: Pisolithus orientalis
Lineage: Eukaryota; Fungi; Basidiomycota; Agaricomycetes; Boletales; Pisolithaceae
Exons: 2
Source: RefSeq, a predicted model, not a curated record
GGUGGGCCAAGGACAAAUGGGCAGAAAUGGAAGGUCACUGUGGUGACACCAGGGUCUAUUGCAUGGGUGGCCACAGUGUGUAUGUUUCUACUUUCACCUGACAAAAAGUUCCCAGGGAAUGGCUGUGGACAAAUCUCAAAAAUUGACUACUAUCAAGUGUUCCAUGCAUACAAACAUGUGCUUAUCACCAAGUGGACAGGUUGUCACAUCCAGAAUGUUGUCACAGAAAUGAAUCACUUCAUGUUUGGGAAUCCCAAUGGGGCUACCAAGUCCAUAACCAGUGUGAUGGAGGACCUGUCUGUAGAGAUCAAUGCUGCCAUGGCAGCAAUGGAUGCCACUGUGUUGUCAGAUGAUGAUACAGAUGAGGUAGCUGCCACUGAUUCCAACAUUCAUGAAAGUAGCUCUGGUCUGUCCACCCCAGAUUCAGUCUCAAUCACCAAUGUGAAUGUUCAAAUCAAUGUGACAUCCACACCCACUCCUGGCAUGGGCAAUAUGUAUAUGGUCAGAUGA